AAAUAAUAAUAAUAAAAAUAUUGGGUUGGAAGGAGAAAAAAGUCAAAGGGAAAGUUAUAAUAGUUGAGAGAACCAACUAAAAUUCAACUGGCGCUUUUUCUUAGUGGAACCAUUACCAAAGGAAGUCCUUCCUUAAGCUCACAUUAAAACUCCCACUCUCUCUCUCUCUCUCUCUCUUUGCUUCCACUCUUCCCACCUUCCACCCAACCCAACUCUUUCAUUAAUUUUCUAAAUAUAUGCCAUAAUACUCUUUGCCCAACAAUAUAUACAUAUAUUCAUCCUUUAUGCUUCAAAUUUAUACCCAAUAUUCUCUCAAACUUUAUUUUCUUUUUCUCUUUCUAUUUCCCAACUUUCUCUCUUCUUCUCUGAUCCUUUUUAGGGUUCUCUUGGUUGGUUGAAGAACACUCAGAAUUUUAAGUCAGAAAUCGACUUAAAGUAAAAGAAGGGUGACAUAAGGGAACUUUUAAACUAGCUUUAUAGUUAUGGAUCAACAAGGGCAUGGACAUGGGCAGCGCACAGCGAUGACUGGUAAUCAAGCUUAUGGCGUAAACCCUUAUCAAUCUAACAAAAUGAUGGGGCCAUCUUCAGGUGGAUCAGUUGGGUUAUUGCAGAGUCCUACUCAAUCAGCAGGCCCGUCUGCUUCACCUCAGCUCGCUCAACACCAACUUGCUUAUCAGCAUAUCCAUCAGCAGCAACAAGAGCAGCUGCAGCAACAACUCAGGACUUUCUGGGCAAAUCAAUAUCAAGAGAUUGAGCAGUCUAGCGAUUUCAAGAACCAUAGUUUGCCUUUGGCUCGGAUCAAGAAAAUCAUGAAGGCUGAUGAAGAUGUGAGGAUGAUAUCAGCUGAAGCUCCUGUCAUAUUCGCCAGGGCGUGCGAGAUGUUCAUUCUAGAGUUAACACUUCGUUCUUGGAAUCACACAGAGGAGAACAAGAGGCGAACGCUUCAAAAGAAUGACAUUGCAGCUGCAAUCACAAGGACUGAUAUAUUCGACUUUCUGGUUGAUAUUGUCCCGAGAGAGGAUCUGAAAGACGAAGUGCUUGCUUCAGUUCCUAGAGGGAGCCUCCCUGUUGCUGGUCCAGCUGAUGGUGUCCCUUACUACUAUGCUGCUCCCCAGGUUGCUCCCCCAGGUAUGAUGGUUGGAAAGCCUGUGAUGGAUCAAGCUGUGUACGGGCAACAACAGGCUCGUCCUUACAUGAAUCAGCCAACAUGGCCACAUCAACAACAACCCCCCAAUGAUUCUUGAGUGGAACAGGGUUUGUUUGGCUUGGAGUAUACAGCUGAAAGAGUUGUGAAUUUUCACUAUAUAUCAUAGUUGCAGGUGGGUCAACAGUCAAUAGUUAUUUGUCUUGAAUACAAUAUCAAUUAAACACUUUAAUUCUCAGCGGGAGAGAUACACAGUGCUUGUUCUUAUUGGUGGUAAUACAUGAUAAAAAAAUCCUUCAAAGGUGCUUGGUACUGUAGAUAGUUAUGUCUAUCUUCACAUUAGAUGUAAGAUUAUAGCUUUCUCUAUUUAUGUCAAUUCUUUUUUUUUUCUUUUUCAA
Molecule: messenger RNA, 1542 nt
Organism: Cannabis sativa
Lineage: Eukaryota; Viridiplantae; Streptophyta; Magnoliopsida; Rosales; Cannabaceae
Product: nuclear transcription factor Y subunit C-9
Exons: 2
Coding region: 483-1244 (253 amino acids)
Biological process (GO): regulation of DNA-templated transcription
Cellular component (GO): nucleus
Molecular function (GO): DNA-binding transcription activator activity, RNA polymerase II-specific; protein heterodimerization activity; DNA binding
Source: RefSeq, a predicted model, not a curated record